AGAUUGAACAAACUGACCAGUAGCAAACAACAGCUUGAGAGCUAUGCAUGAAGGAACGGACGUCCGUGUAUGAUACUGAGGGAAGUAACAGUACUUAGGGUCAUACAACAGAUGCAAUUUCAUCAGUUCAUAGUUGAAAACACAAGAAUUGCGCAGUUCAGUAAACAAAAGUACAUCUCCAAGCCGGAAAGACAAGCCUACGCAUGCGCAAUAACCACUCAGCAGAUACCGCAACGAAAUGGCUUCCAAAGCGACUAAAAUACGAGCUGUUGUAUCUAGUUCUGAUACUGAAUCGUAUGCGGUGCAAGAAAAUGCAACCGGCAGUGGCAGCAAUGUUCCUGCAUUCCUUAUGAAAUUAUGGACUCUCGUUGAAAACCCAUUAACUGACCAUCUAAUAAGCUGGGAUUCGAGUGGUAAGAGCUUUCACAUCUAUGAGCAGUCCCAGUUUGCUCACGAGAUUUUGCCACUCUACUUCAAGCACAAUAAUAUUUCAAGCUUUAUCAGACAGCUAAAUAUGUAUGGGUUUAGAAAAGUUGUUCACGUGGAGCAAGGUGGGCUGAAGGUGGAGAAGGAUGAUUUAGAGUUCCAGCAUCCAUACUUCCAGCGUGGGCAGGAACUACUUCUUGACUUGAUCAAACGCAAAGUUACAAAGAAUGUGCCUACCAAAGAGGUGGCAGGAGUAAAUCUAAAUCUUGAUGAUGUAAACAAAAUGUUGGCUGAUGUUUCCCAACUCCGCGGCAAACAGGACAGUCUGUCAACCAGCUUCCUGAAUCUGAAGAAACAAAAUGAUAUUCUGUGGAAGGAGCUGAUCUCCCUACGACAGAAACAUGUACAGCAGCAGCAGAUAGUAAACAAGUUGAUCCAGUUUUUGCUGUCAUUAGUCACCAGGCAGGGAGGCAUGCCCGGACUCAAGCGGAAAAUUCCGCUUAUGCUAAAGGAUUCCUCUCAUUUGGAAGAUGAAGAGGGGAAAGGUCCCUCCCCAAAGAAAAAGCCACAUUUUUAUGUGGAUAGUCCCAGUGAUCAUGAUUACACAGUGCAGUCUCCCAGCGCCCCAAGUAUGCCAAGAACAGGAUCUAUGAACUCUGCUUCUGGCCCCGUUAUUCAUGAGUUGGUGGAUACUGAUGACUGCCACCAAGAUCACAUCUUGCAAAAUUCAUCACCACUUAAAGACUCCAUCCGUGUUACCCACCAAAUGUCAGUGCCUCAGCCACAAGCACAGACAAGUGCAGUAAAGGCAGCUUCUAACCGAUCACAGACUUCUGGUCUGGAAAGUCUGCUGGACCAGGCACUCAUGUCAGCAAAUAUUUCUCCUCUUGAUGCCAGCAUGGUGACUCCUGAGCAGUCUGAUAUUCCAAAGGCUUUUGUUCCUGACACACUGCCUGGAUCAUCCCCCUCACCUGAGCCACCAGACCAACAGCUGCUGCAGCAACCAAAGAUAGAGUCACAAGAGCAAGCUCUACUUCCCUCCUCUAUUGGACAGGUCAUAUUGAGACCUUCAGACCGACCUCUUUCUUCAACAAAGGACAUGUCAGACCAGUUGGAGUUUUUGCAAGCAGACAUUGAUCACCUUAAGGAAGUUCUCAGCAGUGGUCAGUACAACCUGGAUACCAGCAUCCUUCUUGGGCUGUUUGACCCCCAGAGCCCUCUGCCAGUGAACUUGGACUCCCCUGUAAGUGCUCAUGAGUUGGAGUGGUUGUCAUCUCAUAGGAUCAGACAGUUGUCAGAUAUUAUGGGAGGUGUUGGCAGCACAGAAGCAAGUAUCUCACCACAGAUUAGUGGCAGCAUCACAGGACAAGAACUCUGGCAGUAUCAGCCUCCAGAAGUACUGCCUGACCUUUUUGAUUUUGGAACCCUUACCGCUUCAGAAAUGAAUCAUGAAGAGGAGGAGGAUGAUGAUCUUCCAAUAUUCUUCAACAACGAAAAACGCCAGGAAGAGGGACUGCCAAAUUUCUUUGACAAUAAAGAGACUACCCUGAACACACCAAAACCAUCAUCUAAUGUCGGAUUCCAUUUAGGUGAAAAUGGUGACAUUGACAUAAGUGUUGAGGAUCUUGAUUGAAGGACAGAAAGAGCAGACAGAAUAAUAGGCAGUGCUUUUAUAAAGAAGACAAAUUUAUGAAAAGAGUGUUUUUUGUGAUGAGUGCUACAUGGUAGAUGCAUACCACUGAAAUUGCAUCUGGUCUCUGACACAUGGUCCUUGUAGGAAAGCUUUUCAAGGCUUCACAAGAAUGUAGGAAAGGUUGUAUAGAAACAAACUGAAAGGAAUAUGAGUUGAAGAAAAAGUGUUCAAGCAUACACAAGAUGCCAACUGUAUAAUACAAAACAGUUAUUUGUGUGUUAUUUUCAUCAGUAUUCAAGUACUUCCACUUGUUUCUCAACCCAGAAUAAUGUUAAAUGUUUAUAUGAAAGCAGUGAACACUGAUCUUUCAAGGAGACAACUCACAGAAGCAGUAAUCCAGUUGCAAGAAAGUUCGGUGCAGUGUCAUAAAGUUGACCUUACUAAAGUUCCAUUUACAAAUCUACUUCACAAGAGAGAGAAUCAGAACACAUCCUUAGUCGAUGAACAGUUUGCCACUUUUACUUUCCUUUGUUACCAAAAAAAAAAAAAGUUUCCCUGCAAAGCGUUCACCAAGUAUCGCCUACCAGCCUUCAUGAGUUUUUUCUUGGAGACUGUUCAUGUAAGUGAAAUAAAAUGUAUCAUCCUGUAAAAAUUAAAUCCAUCCACAUUUUCUGUCUUGCUGCAAUAUGGUAAAAAUUGUAUAGUUUGCAUUCUAUUUACUUGUAGGUCUCCACAGAAGUGUGUGCUAAUGGACAACCAUUUGACCAGCAAGCACAAGACUGUUUUGGUACAGCUUCUUCACCUGCAGUUGACAUCACUCGCUUUUAACAAUGCCUGCUAAGCAGGUUGUUUUGUUUUUUUUUAGAAUUUGGAAAGUCAAUCAAGGGAAAUAAUGAAAGGUCCGUUUUGUUCCUUACUGGUCAAAAGAAAGUGAAGGCGUAUUUCAGGUUGUGCUGGGAUAAAAUAACUUGGACAAUUUUAUUUUUUGCUGAAGAAAUUUUCAUUGUGAUUGUUUUACACAAUUUGGUGUUUCACUGUAACUUAAACUUUUCCCUCUACACAUUUUGGGUGAGUGUGUGUAGCUUCAGUGUACAAGAGAAAUAUAUCAUUUUGUUGUUUGAGUAUCUUUGUUGAAGAUAUGCCUUAUAACUGUGGUACACAUGGAAAUGAAGAAUGCAUGUUGACAGUCAUCAGCUUGUUUCUAAAUCCUGUUUUCCUAGCAAGCAUAGUUCGUUUAUUUUAUGGCAAUAUAAGCCUGCAUGUGGUUUGUUUGAGUUUGUCCUUUUUUUCCUCGGUGUAGCAUGGGUUGUUAAUAAGUAAAAUGUACAGUGGCACUUGAGUAUGUUGGAGUGUCUGCCAUUUGCCUUGAAGAUGCCAAUAAAGCAAUAUGCAGAAAGAAUGAAUUAGGACUGGAUUGCAUGAAUUCAUGUGUUUUAAAAAUGUGGCAGGCUGUGACGUAGAAGACUUGACAGUGGCUAGUCUUCAUCGUAGUUUGAAUGAAAUAAAAAAUUUGUAAAUUUGCAUCUUAAAGUAUCCACAUUUGUGGAUAAAGCAAAUAAAGUAUUGUAGUUCUGUGUAAAUGAAAGCUAAUUAUGUGUUUCACAUAUAAAAAUAAAAGGCGGUUUCGUUUUUAUUUUGUGGGGGUUUUUAAAACAGAACUGUAGGUAAUCAACAGCUCUAAUUCAUGUAGAUUUCCAUCAUAUGACCUUUGCUUGCAUUACAAGCACUGUAUAAAAUCUUUAACUAAACUACUAAAGGUGUUAGUUAUAUUAAUGUGCAUAAUUAAUAGAUUUUACUUCUUAUUGUUUGCUCUUUGUCAAACAUCAUAUCAAUCUCAUUGCCAACAUCACAAUACUUUGAAACAGAUGCUAUCAAAGUGAAUAUUAAAAAAAAUGUACAUCUGUUGGGUUAAAUGUGUUGCUUCCAUGAACCUAUAAAUAUUUCACCCUUCAAAUAGAUGUGACUUCACACCACUACCUCAGUUUCAAUUUUUAAAGUAGUCUUCACAUUCUAAGAGGUAUGCUCAUUCAUUGCUCUGCUUUUAUGAAUUGACAUAUGCAACUUGUUCUUCUAUCACAAAUUUAAACAGCAAUUAAUAAAAAAAUUAAGAUUUUUGAUUUAUCAAUUACUUUUUGAUAACGAAAUCAUUUUAAUUCCUUGGCUAAUGGUUUCCAGAAAGCUUGAUUUACUUGCUUCUAGCCUUAUAUGAAUUAGCAGCGAAUACAAAGAAACUAGCAGAAUAGAGUUGUGCUAGAUGUAACAUUUUGUACCAUCAUGUAUUUAAUUCUUUUUGCCGAGAACUAUAGACAACAAUUAUCCUACCAUUUGCUUUCUUUGUUGUUGCUAGUUUGCAAAUGACAAGUUACUAUGACAAUAUUUUCUCUUUUCUUCUGCGUUGAACUGAUUGUGUUUUAUAUUAUCUGUUUGGUGCAGGCAGCAUACUCUACUUUUCAGUGUAGAUUGGUGUCAGUAUUUUGAUUUGCAUUUUACCUCAUUCCUUUUCUCUCACUCAGCUUUUCUUCUUUUGAUUAAGAAGAAUUUGCAAACUACCCCAGGCUCCAAUGAUGUUCAUUCUUGACAAGCGUGUUUCCAUGGGAAAUUAAACCCAUCUUUGUGGAUAUAGACUUUCCAUUUUUCAGCAUAUGCUAAUCAUUCUUUUGUAUAAUUUAUUCACCUCUUUUUUUUUUUCACUGUGUUAAUCACGUUGGCAUAAUAUAGCUUCAGCACACAGUAAUCAACCAGCACUUCCAGUUAAAAUCCUCAUUUAUAUGUUGGCUCUACGCAUAUUUUUGUUGCUAUCUUGUAGGACCUUACUGUCAAGCAUUUUAAAACUAAAAAAGUGGAAGAGGAAAAUAUAAAGCAUAAAUGAGAAAAAAGGCAGUAUAAAGAGGCUGAAUAAAAUUACUGAUGUUUGAGUAAGUAUAGCCUUAUAUAUAUAUUCUUCACAUUUCCACUGGUUACUCUUGUGAUUACAAACCAUGAUUUUACCAUAGACUAAGAAUAUUUUAGGUAUAUCAAAUGCGGUGACAAUAUGAUUUUACGGCCAGGAAGACUGGAUGUAUUAAUAUUGGAAGUGUUGACUAAUAUACAUGCUUUUCCAUGAAACCUCAUAGUAUUUUUUUUUAUCCGAACCCUGCUGCUUUGUAUUUAUUACUGUUCCAGGCUACAAGCACCAGGUUUCUGUGUCCCUUUGUUGAAUGUUUUAUAAAGCAUGUAACAUCGAUUAUAUAUCAAGUGCAGUCACCGACCUUCAGAUUUAAUUGUUAUCACCUUUUAUUCAAAACUUGAAAUUAUUCCACUUUUAAGCCAUCAUCAAAUCGCAAACACAAUGUACAUACUAUUUAAACAACUAUAUAUAUAGUCUUCAACACACAGCUGGUGCUAACUGAAGCCUGACUUCAUCCAUUCCCAGCUUGUAGACAGUGUUUGAAAGGAAGCUUAUUUUUAAAGCCAACAUAUUUUUCUGCCUAGAUCCUUCACAACCCAUGUUUUAGUCAUUUUUCCUGUCGUCUUCAUCAGGUACAGUAUAUUGUUGUUUUGUUGUCAGUAGUGCAUAUAGCAGUUGCCCUGAUCAUCUUGGAGCUGAAUAAUACUCUAUAACCCUUAGAUAUGUUCAAGUUUGUGUAUAUAGACGAAGAACUGAUGUCAACAACAGCAUAUAUUUUUAAAGGAUAAUUUUUCACAAAAUAAAUUAUUAAAAAGGUAA
Messenger RNA from Pomacea canaliculata, 5765 nucleotides. Its product is annotated as heat shock factor protein-like. The transcript has 13 exons. Gene Ontology annotation, biological process: regulation of DNA-templated transcription. NCBI's taxonomy places the organism in Eukaryota, Metazoa, Mollusca, Gastropoda, Architaenioglossa, Ampullariidae. Bases 239 to 2059 code for a protein of 606 amino acids. The record is from RefSeq and is a predicted model, not a curated record. Gene Ontology annotation, molecular function: sequence-specific DNA binding; DNA-binding transcription factor activity.